Drosophila biarmipes is the source of this 695-nucleotide messenger RNA. RefSeq names its product keratin-associated protein 17-1. NCBI's taxonomy places the organism in Eukaryota, Metazoa, Arthropoda, Insecta, Diptera, Drosophilidae. The coding region runs from base 166 to 414 and encodes 82 amino acids. The record is from RefSeq and is a predicted model, not a curated record. The transcript has 2 exons.
GGGCUUUCGUUUCUCUGCCUUUCGAGGUUGGUACUGCUUGUAGUUCAUUCGAUCCGGCCUUUUCAAACACAUCGGAAGUCCGUUGCAAAAAAAUAAAUUUUUUAAAAAUUUUACAUAAAAUUUUCUUUUUGGUUUGCCCGGCUCCAUUCUAAAGCGUCAGUAAGAAUGGACGGCUACUAUAGCAACAAUGGCUGCAACAACGGUGGCUACCGAAGGAGUGGCAACUGUGGAUCCUAUUGUGGCAGCUGCCCCAACGGCCAGUGCCCCCGAAUGGAGGCGGGUGGCAAUGGCAGUGGGGCCCAAGGCCAGAGCCGGCCGGGUUGUCCUGGCGGAAACUGUUGCCCCGGCGGAUGCUGCCCGACCGGAAGGUCGCGCUUCGGUCAAGACUGGCAGAGUGGCGGACGCCAGCACUAAAGAGCUGGCGCUUCCAUGCCCGGCGAAUCGAAACACCUAUGAAACGGACUUCCCCACCCGAACUUUACCCGAAUAGCUUGGACCAGGAACCAGACACGGAGAACAUCUAACAAGGCGAUGACAGAAGGGAAAGGAUGCCGACCGAACCCAUAACGGAGUUGAAUGACCUGCACAAUAUACCACUGAACAGAGGCAAUCUCAAUGCAGGCGCCCAACAAGAAUUAUUCAAAGACAAAUUUUUAGUAACACAAAUAUAUAAGUAACACCUUAUUACAAAAUAA